AAAGGCAAAUUGAAACGCAGUCGAGCGGGAAAAGCUAAGGAAAGGAGAUCCAAGAAAUCAAGGAACUAUGUCUGAUGUCAAUAUAAACGUCCAGUGCGCCGAGUGCUACCAUCGUCGAGGAGUCCUGUACUAUGCCAAUCCUUUGGCCUGGGGUCGUCCUUGCCGCCAAUGCCGCCGAAUGAUGUCCAGAAAUGUGAUUGUCGUGCCCACUCAGAUGGGAGUUCCAGCUGCCACCAAUAACACCAUCAAUGCAACCACCACUACGACCACUUUUGUACCAGUCACUGUUUCCAACUACUAAAUGAACACGAUUCCAAGAUAAUAUAACCUAAAACGAUUUUCUAAAGUCUAAUAAAAAUCACUUAUAAAGCAAAAUACUA
Drosophila takahashii is the source of this 380-nucleotide messenger RNA. RefSeq lists its product as uncharacterized. The record is from RefSeq and is a predicted model, not a curated record. NCBI's taxonomy places the organism in Eukaryota, Metazoa, Arthropoda, Insecta, Diptera, Drosophilidae.